GGCUUGAUGUCAUUUUGGGGAAUGUUUCGGCAGGACUUGCUGGAAAACUUUUCGCGAGAGGGGCGGGGCUUCCUUUAGAUGCAUAAUGCCACUCCCGGCACCCCACCGGCUUGUGGUGGGCUACUCUGGCUCUCGUAUGGCAGCAACCACGCCGAUUUUCAAAUCACAUCGGCGGCGAACUGGACGUGGACGGCUUCCUCAGCGUGAGUUUUCUUAAACUGCUUUUCUUCUUCUUCUUCUUCGAACUCUCGGACCGCUCUCCAAACGACCGGGUUCCAAGUCUUCCUUGACUCGUCCAAUCCUUCAGAGCCAGCAUUAGAGCCGAGACUACAGUUUUUGGAGGUCGCACCGCGUCUUCCCGACGAGUAAGCGAGUGAAUAUGGCCGACGAAGACGGGGGCUUGUUCAGCAUCGCCAUCGAUGACUCGGAUGUGGAGGGCCUGGUCUCGGAGGCUGCGGCCAAGGCCAAGGAAAAGCCUAGGGACUGGCAGUCUGAGGAGGACUUCCAAGAGCUGAAGGCUACUUACAGGGCUAAUGUACAAAAUGGCGAAAUCUGGCAGACUAUUGAGCUGCCUCUGGCCGCCGACGGAAAGGCCGGCAAGCCGGUCCUGCAGGAGCUGCUGCACGCCGUGGAGGAGCUGUACUUUUACCGCAGGUUCGAGGAGGCGGCGGCUUUCGCGAGGCGAGUCCUAGACGGGAGCGACGCGGCGCUGGACCGGGACACGAGGGAGACGCUGACACGGUACGAGGAGAAGUCCCGGGGUCGGGCGGGCAAGUGAGAUACCCACAGUAUGAGAUGCAUCUAGAUAUGGCGAUUUAACAAAUGCCAUGUCAUGAUGAAAAGUUUGAUGGUCCAAGG
Messenger RNA from Colletotrichum navitas, 858 nucleotides. RefSeq lists its product as uncharacterized. Lineage: Eukaryota; Fungi; Ascomycota; Sordariomycetes; Glomerellales; Glomerellaceae. The transcript is spliced from 2 exons. The record is from RefSeq and is a predicted model, not a curated record. The coding region runs from base 380 to 778 and encodes 132 amino acids.